Molecule: messenger RNA, 6175 nt
Organism: Anas platyrhynchos (mallard)
Lineage: Eukaryota; Metazoa; Chordata; Aves; Anseriformes; Anatidae
Source: RefSeq, a predicted model, not a curated record
AAGGGCACAGUUCCAAAAGACAAAUUAUUUAUCAUGUUUCUUACUUGCUGUGUCUAUAAAAUCCUUUUAUGGCAGUUAAAACUAACAAGUACAUUAGUGUUCUUUACUUAUAUCAUAGUGAGAGAAACGUGUAUUUUACUUGUGUUUCAGAGCAAUGGAAAAAAGCUAAUUUGAAGAAAAAAAGUAAAUUUCAGUGAAGAAUGUUGUCAUACUGUAUUUGACAGGUCAUUAUAAUGAGCAAAGAAGAAUAAUAUUUAUUUUAGCAUGGUGAGAAAUAACUUUGGGGAUUUUUUUAUAUUUUUUUUCUAGUUCAGGUUAAAGUAAUUAUAAUUAAAGAGAAAUAGAAGGUCUUGUUUAAGUCACUGGAUCUUUUCACAUACAAAACAUAGCUCUGUGCCCUGCAGAUCUGCAGUUAACAAAUAUGUUAUAUGUGAUAUGUGAUAUACAUGAAGAGGCACUUCGCUUUGACAGGUGAAGCAGGUGAUUCGAAGCAGAGGAUAGGUCUUGUGUUUCUUUUCAUUGAAGUCUAUAGGAUUUUGAGACAUACAGGUAAUUGAGAACUAUGCCUGCUGUUUUUGGUUAUUUGGAUGGAAAAAGUUCUGACUUCUGGUGAAAAGAUACAGUCACAGGACUGAGUGUUACUGAUUGUUACUGAGUGUUUGCAAAUUUAGAUUCACUAGCAGAAAACCGUCUCAGAUGUGUUUUAAAAAGAUGAUCCAAAGGCCUUAAUAAGUCAUGAAGAUAAUUUAACUUCUUUACCAGAGUCCUCUGAAGAAAGCUGAAACUGGAAGGCAUGAUGCUUAAAUUCUCUUUCAAUUAAAGAUACACCAUAAGCAAAGGUUUUUGAAAAUGAGGGCCAGAGUACAGCGGCGUGUGUGCUCUAGUUACCAGGUGAAGAUUGUGAAAUCCAUGGUAAGAGUAAUUGUAGAGAGGCAUUUUAAAGCUUUUAUUCUGAUAUUUGAUAAGCAUGCACAUCAAUAUACCUACAUGUUGUGCCCUGAGAAGCAGGUGGUGCAGUGUAUUUUGUCAUCUCAGGAUACUCACAGAAUGAACUGGUGAGUGUGUUCCACCUUUUAUGUGGCAGUAAAUCUGCAUUACAAAAGUCACCCUAACUUAAACAUUUAUUUGCUCCUUAAAAGCAGAGAUUUCUCAGUAUGUGUGGCUAUGAAGUGAGAGCUGCCCUUCAGUAGUGGUCUUUCCCAAUUAGGUCUGAGGCACAAAGGCAGCCCAGGGACAUGUGCCAGGCCUGUGUGUGUGCUGUGGAUCGAGGACUUGAGGCUUGAAGGCUGUCACCCUGGCACAUUUCACCAGAGCUAAACUGACAUUUAGAAAAACUAACAUUCUCAAAUGCCAUACUGCUUCUGCAGCUUAAGUGGGGUUAGCUUUCCAAGCACACUUUCUAGGUCCCUGUGUUUGUAAGGUAGAACUCUGUGAAGUUUGUAAAAGGGGUAGAUACCUUAAAAUGACACCACAGAUGGUAAGAUGGUAAUUUAGAUAUCAUCAAGGAGUCUGAUGUUUUUUAAAAUAUUGUUUAAUUCCCAUUGUCACUAAUUGCAGGUGUGUAACACAUUUGCUUUGUGGAAAGAAGCCUUAUGGGUGCAUAUUUUGCUUCAAUACAUUGCAGUUUUAUUUGUUUGCUUUUUAAAUGCAAUUGGUACAACAAAUCAUAUUCAUUUAGAAAGCCUAGUGAUCCCAUCAGUAGCAGUGUGCAUGAUUAACCUUAAAAUCUACAAGUGUCUCUGUGAACAUUUGAUUAUGCUGCCUUCAUUUCAAAGUCUGCAAGUAUGUUGAGAGCAUUCAGAUUUCUGGAUUUGUUACAUGAAUCCAGACCGGUCUGCUAAGGGAAGAUUUGGUGGUUCUGGUUUGCUAGGACUUGCAUUCAGUUUCAGAAAAUGAAGAGAAGAAAGAGGAAAGUGUAUCACUCUGGAAAAGCUUUUGGCUGCAGAGUGAUUUGCUUAGCUCAUCCUUUCCCACAGAAUAAUGCCUUUUUAGGAUUAUUUCAGUAUUCAUUUCCUGAUGGCAGAGCUGAAGUUAGCAGCCUAAUUCAAUUGAUUGGCUUCUGUCUGGAGUAUGUGAAAUGGAUAUUUUCAAUGCAAAUAAAUAAAUAAAUUGUUUUUCAGCCUAGUUCUUAUAAUAAGUAAUUGUUUUACUGGGUUCAGUAUGUUCACUUAGCACUGGGCUGUCUAUAACAAUUUGUGUGGGUGGCGGUUAAAACUGAAAAAUAUUAAUUUGUGAUAAUGAAGCCAAAUACUAAUGGUUACAAGAAUGUUAGGAAUGACAAUUGAGAUCACUGCUGCUCAGUGGUGCUUUUUUUGUUGUUGUUGUUGUUUUUUGUUUUAAUAAAGAGCCUACUUCUCUGUGUAAAGGAUGAUCUGACAGCUUAUGAAGAACAGUGUAUCAUCAGUAUGGGGGACAACCUGAACUCUCGAUGAAGCUCUAGAAGGGGUUUCUGCUAACCGGUAUCCAAGAUUUUUAGUGGAAGGUGUCCCAGCCCGUGGCAGGGGUUUUGGACUAGAAGAUCUUUAAGGUCUCUUCCAACCAAACCACUCUAUCAAUCUAUGAUUUGCACAAGAAGCAGGUUUUUCAGAGGCAAGUGCUGCAUAGGUAAGGAGAUGUCAUGGUCUUCUUCCAUCAAUGUAGGAAGAUAGCAGAUAUGAUUGCCUGAAAAAGCAGACCUACCCUGUGCAAGCAUGGCUUUCGCCCAGUCACACAUUAUGGCAGCUAGAAGGCAUCAGCAUAGUAGACUCAUAAUUGAAGUGGAUGAGUACAGCUCCAACCCCACACAGGCUUUCACGUUCUACAACAUUAACCAGGGACGUUUCCAGCCCCCACAUGUGCAAAUGGUUGAUCCAGUACCCCAUGAUGCUCCCAAACCUCCGGGAUAUACUCGAUUUGUCUGUAUUUCUGAUACUCACUCGAGAACUGAUCCCAUCCAAAUGCCAUAUGGAGAUGUGUUAAUACAUGCUGGUGAUUUUACUGAGCUGGGACUUCCUAGUGAAGUAAAAAAAUUCAACGAGUGGCUAGGUAGCCUGCCCUAUGAAUACAAGAUUGUGAUAGCAGGAAAUCACGAAUUGACCUUUGACCAGGAAUUCAUGGCUGACUUAAUCAAGCAGGACUUUUACUAUUUCCCCUCUGUUUCUAAGCUGAAGCCAGAAAGCUAUGAAAAUGUACAGUCUCUUCUAACAAACUGCAUCUAUCUUCAAGACUCUGAAGUGACCGUGAGGGGAUUCAGAAUAUAUGGCUCCCCUUGGCAACCUUGGUUUUAUGGCUGGGGCUUUAAUCUUCCACGAGGCCAAGCGCUAUUAGAGAAAUGGAACCUUAUUCCAGAUGGGAUAGAUAUUCUUAUAACACAUGGACCACCUCUCGGUUUCCUAGACUGGGUACCUAAGAAAAUGCAACGGGUAGGAUGUGUUGAGCUGCUGAACACAGUCCAGAGACGGGUACAGCCAAGGCUUCAUGUUUUUGGACACAUCCAUGAAGGUUAUGGUGUCAUGGCUGAUGGAACUACUACCUAUGUGAAUGCAUCUGUGUGCACUGUGAAUUACCAGCCACUAAAUCCACCUAUAGUUAUUGACUUACCUACUCCAAGGAACACAUGAUUAUAAUAAAGGAUUUAAUGUUGUGCCCAACACAUUAGCAACUUUAUAUUGCUGGCUGAGAAUCCCAAUAAGGAACUAUUCAACAAAGCAAAAACCUUCUUUUUUUCCUGCUAUCUCUUCACAGAUAAAUUCAAGUGACAGAAAUGGAAGAUGAACACAGGCAUUUUGGUGCCAGAAACAGAUUAAAGACAUAUCGCCAUUAAAAUAUUUGUGAACACAGCAAAGUGAAUGCAUUCCACAUAUAUAUACAUAUAUAUCUCUUUCAAGUAGGGACUUUUGUAUAUACCAUACAUUAUAUUGGACUUACUAAAAGAACAAUGUCUUUCAAGGGAGUGUUUCCUGAAGAAAGUUUGAAGUUUAACAUAAGUGUUUAGACUAGGAUUUCCUCAUUUCAGAAGUUUCCCAGUGAGCUCUUGAUAACGAAUGUGAUGGUAAAGAUGUUUUCCCUUAGUUAACAUGGCAUGUACAAAAGAUAGUACAUGAAUGACCAGUCAUAGGAGGAAAGCUCUUAUUUCAGGUCCUCCAGGUCUUGAUUCUUUGCAUCUAUUCAAAACCAAUGCAGCAGAGGCCCUACCUAAUUCACUGUACUAAAAUGAAGUUCGACUACAUGUGGCAUUACAGAUGGUAAGGGAAAUGGUGCAUAUUGCUGGCAUGCUGUAAACAGCUCAAAAUUCAAGAAGGGAGACUGUGUUAAGUGCAGUAUAAACUCAGGAAUUUGUAACCUGGCCUCACCUGUGGGGAAAAAAAAAAGUGUAACUUUUUUCAUAUGCUAAGGCGAUAUGUGAUUGUAUGUAAAAAGCAAAAGCAAAAGCAAAAACAAAAACAAAAAAAAAAAUGAUGUUCAGUAGUGAUAUUCUAAAUAAAACCCACUGGGACUGUUUAAAACCUGUUAACCUGUUACUGGGACAUGCAACCAAUGAUGAGAUUGCUGGUUUGAAUUUGGCCCAUGUCAGCUGUGAUUAAAUGUCAUUGUGUUCAGUUUGUCCUUUGGGAAACUGUGUGGACUUAGAGGGGGGGUGUCAUCCCAAAGUGGAGUUUGCGCAUUCAUUUUCAGACAGCUAUGUAGUAGCAUAAAUGCAAUGAGUGACGAGUACUUGCCAAUGGGUACAGAGCAAGAGUCACCUCACAAAACUUAUCGUUCCCAUGUGCCAACUCAGAGACACUGCUGAGACAGGCCCGAGACAAAACCAUUAACCCAGUUGAAAUCCAUCUGUUGUGUUGGGUGUUGGUAUACCCAUGCGAAGCAGGAGAUGUGGGAGCUGCUGGGGAUGGCUAACACUAGUCCUGCCCCUGCAGCUUUCCUGCAGGUUAACAGAGGUGCUGAAUCUGCUGGGAUUUCAGUCCAGUCCUAGGCAGAAGCUCAAGAAUUGACUAAAACCCACAAAAAUAUGUGCUUCAAAUGUGUGCUGCAACACAUUUCUGCCUUGAACUAACAACCAUCUCCAUGCUCAAAGAGGAACCUUUUUGCCUUGAUGGAGAUAAUGUAACUGGUGUAACCUGAACAUGGACAUUCUGAAUUUGGUGCUGACUGCAUCUAUAUAUUAAUUUUGUUUCCACACAUGAGGCAAAUCAUUGCACUAUCAAUACAGGGUUGUUUGCAGGUCUGUAGAUAGCCCAUACCUGCACACACAGUGGUUAGAUGUAUGGGUUACUUUUUGCCUGAUGUAUGGUUAUAAAUGUGACCUUUGCAGCUGCAUGUACAUGAUAUACAUACACAAACUUAAAUACCUGUUCUACAACCCCAGACUUGCAGCCUCAACUCUUAAGCAAGAUAGGCAGAAACACCACAUUUUGCUGGCUUACCGCAUGCGGCUGCUCUUCUGACUGAUGCUGGAAGCUGUGAAAUUUGAACCCAGGUACUGACCCACUGACACCAGAAAACAUAGCAAGACACAGAUUUUUCAUUUCUUGGAGCUGUUGAGUGACUUGGAUUUUCUUUUUGACUAAUUUGCUGCUUUUUCCUGAAACAAAAGCAAACUGAUAACCAGCAAUAUCCUGCAACUGUUUUGGAUGAGCAUGGUUUGUAGCACAAGAACAGUCUACAAUGAUUCAGCUGGGUCUACUUUUUGUAUAAUCCAUUGGUGUAGAAAUUGCAAGAUCAGCUCCUAAAUCAGCAAGGACUGAAAUUUUUAGUUUAAUGUGAACUCCCAGCAUCAUUGGGAAGAUGAAGAAUAGCUUGCAGUUAGAAUAAAAGUGUCUUACCUAGUCACAACGCAAGCGUUUUGAAACAUAUGUGUUUCAAAAUUGGCUGUAUGUUAAAGUCUGAAAUGUUUACAUUCACUCAUGGCACUUACACUAAAAUGUUAAAAGUGGGGGAAAGAGAUCCUUUUAUUAGCCUCAGCAAAAUUUCUGUUGACCAUAAACUAUUCUCUUAAAAAUAAUUUUGCCUAAGGUAUCUUCAAAAUACUGUGUAUUUUUAUGUGAAAAGGAUAUGAAAGCAGCUGUUACUUCAAAAUGUCAUUUAAAGUACUCGAGGUAUGAAAGCUUAAAGGUUAUUUAAUCAUUUUGGCAUAACUUGAUUGUUGUUGUAAUUUUUGGUCAAGCAUGUUAGACAAAUAAAGUCUUAAAAGAAACAA